Fusarium venenatum is the source of this 387-nucleotide messenger RNA. Its product is annotated as SOH1-domain-containing protein. Gene Ontology annotation, molecular function: transcription coregulator activity. Gene Ontology annotation, cellular component: mediator complex; core mediator complex. Gene Ontology annotation, biological process: regulation of transcription by RNA polymerase II. The record is from RefSeq and is a predicted model, not a curated record. Lineage: Eukaryota; Fungi; Ascomycota; Sordariomycetes; Hypocreales; Nectriaceae.
AUGGCAGAAGAAGCAUCUCAAGACGUCUCAAUGGGAUCACCUCCCCCCGCGCCUACUCAAACAGACCAGGAGCCCAAAUAUGGUGGCUACUCACGAUUCGAGAUUGAACUCGAGUUUGUUCAAUCUCUGGCGAACCCAGCCUACCUCAACCACCUCGCAUCCCAGAAGCUCCUUAACCAGCCCGCCUUUGUCGCAUACCUUGCCUACCUUCGGUAUUGGAGCAAGCCGCCGUAUCUUAAAUACCUGACAUACCCUGGCCCGACACUACGACAUCUCGAGCUCCUUCAGCAGGAAACAUUCCGACAACAGAUUAUUAGUCCUGAUGUAGUAAGGGCACUGAUGGAGGAGGGCAUGAAAGCCUCCGUCGACUGGCACCGCGAGAACUGA